Molecule: messenger RNA, 1014 nt
Organism: Phytophthora nicotianae INRA-310
Lineage: Eukaryota; Oomycota; Peronosporomycetes; Peronosporales; Peronosporaceae
Exons: 3
Coding region: 1-885 (294 amino acids)
Source: RefSeq, a predicted model, not a curated record
AUGGCUACUGGUAUUGGCUCCAAAGCGGAAGGCGUCACGACGUUUCCUUGGCCUGCUGGCGAGAAGUUUCGCUAUGCAAUUUCAGUACAAGGCGAAAAGCUGAAUAUCUGGUUGGAGUCUCGAUCUAGUAAACAGCAAUGGCAAUCUGGGUAUUUAAGCAAAGGAGAAUUUGUAAGUGCUGCAAAUACAUUCGUGGAUGCGUCAACCAUGGACUACGCUUCGUACUUCCGACAGUGUUUAGACUGCCUGUCAGACAGAAGUCAAGAAUCACACCGUAAACUGGAAUCAAGGGUAAAUAGCGGGCUUCGGCUUGAGUUGAGUUUCAAUCUUCGCCUACUUGAGUCCGUUCGAAACGCCAACUACGUCUUCGAGCUCAAGCCUGUCGCCGUAGAGAGGAUUGACUUGUUGGAGUCGAGGCUGAGAGAUCAAGAAGAGGAGAUGGAACAACUGCGCGGCCAAGUUGAUAUAUCUGAUCGCGCCUUUUUGUAUGCUGAAAGCGCAGUCUGGACAGCGUCAAAGCUCCAAUGGAAGCCGCUAGCCUCUGAUAAAUUUAUACUGGCUGCUGACAGUACGUCGAUCACGUUUCGAAUUCCAGGCCUGUACGCUAUUGCGGUGCUUGUGAAUCAUUGGCCAAAUCAGAAUAACACUUCAGGGACGAUAUCGUUGAUUAAGAAUGAAGUCAAAAUUCAGCGUGCGGUAACUGGUUCUACCAACCUUUACGACAGCGGCUACGGCAAAAACCUGUCUGCUGGUCACCGGACCAGUACGUCGCUUAUGUGUGUGGUACAAGCCAAAGAGGACGAUAGAAUUGCUGUAUCGUGUACGAAGACCACGUACGUUGACGACACUGCUUCGUAUUUGACGGCGGUUCGCAUGGGAUUUUAACGAACGGACCGACAAUUAUCAGGAAGACAACGUGGUUGCAGUUUUGAGUAGCUGGAACUUUGAUGCAUGAACAGUGAUAUGACUCCAUAGUAAGUUUUACUGAAUUAUUUGCAUUUAUUAAUUUGGAAC